Messenger RNA from Passer domesticus (house sparrow), 6666 nucleotides. It is a transcript of the gene TIE1, whose product is annotated as tyrosine kinase with immunoglobulin like and EGF like domains 1. Gene Ontology annotation, biological process: positive regulation of kinase activity; cell surface receptor protein tyrosine kinase signaling pathway; protein phosphorylation. The coding region runs from base 2667 to 6161 and encodes 1164 amino acids. Lineage: Eukaryota; Metazoa; Chordata; Aves; Passeriformes; Passeridae. Gene Ontology annotation, molecular function: ATP binding; transmembrane receptor protein tyrosine kinase activity; protein binding. The transcript has 23 exons. Gene Ontology annotation, cellular component: plasma membrane; signaling receptor complex. The record is from RefSeq and is a predicted model, not a curated record.
GCAGCAAGAGGGAGCCCCAGGAUCUCUUCCCUGCUCCCCAUUCCCUGGUCCCAUGCCUGCCUAUCGACAAGAAGCCAAUUGCCAGCAAGAGCACUUUGGAACUGUCCUGGGACAUGGACAGCUCCUCCCCCAGCUGCCAAAGGGCUCCUCCACAGCUGCACGUCCCACCCUUUCCUCAGGGAAAGGGCUUCCCAGCAGCCUGUCCUUCAUCCUGUGGGCAUGUGCUGGAUGCCAACGCAGCAGGCAGCUCCUGCUUCCCAGCUGCCCGGGCGGACUGGGGAUGCUCAAAUACCCCAUUUCCAGGAUGUUCCUGCGCCUGGUGGGAUCAGUCCUUAGCCCAUCCUUGUGGGACCUCCCCAGGACCUGCUGAGCACACAAAACAAAACAAACAUCCAGAGAAGCAGGACUAGAAAGUGUUGCUGAGGCAGCCCAGUCCAUUGGUGGAUCUGCAAGGCAGUUGCAUUUCCUAUCAGGAAAUGUAUCUGUGCAUUAUGGUUUCUGGCAUGUAGUGCAUGCAUUAGAAUGUGCAAAUGAUAACAAAAAGUGGUAUUUUUGUCAGUCUUUGGGGUUUUUUUGGUUUUUUUUUCAGUCUGUUGUGAUUCAGCUGAGGAUCAUGAAAUCAGCAGAUAUUCAGGUGCUUGGAGUGUCCUGUGGAUUGGGCAAUUGGAGCUUUCCAUGUUGCAGGAGAGCAAGUGUGGAGAGCUGCUUCAGCUGUGCUCAGCUGUGCCCAUCUCUCUGGUGCCUCCUCUGGAGACAGAUAAACUUAAACCGGAGCUGUAAGGUCCUGGCUGGCCACAAAACUCCCCAGAAAGGUUUCCUACUCUACCUCCAGCUGAAGGAAUCUGCACAGCUCUUAUCCAGGUGCUCCUAGAAAAAAACACGAGCGAACAAAUCACAUUGGGUGAGAUUCCUCAAUGGAUCCCUGAGAUCUCCUGGGUAUGGCCUGCAGAGAAUGACCCCAUAUGGCUUCCAUUCCGCAAAAAAUUCUGUGUGAAUAAUCCCACCCUCAAACGGAUCCUCCCAAAAGAGGGAAUUUCACAGAGUGCACUGUGACUUGGGCUUUGUGUGAUGCGCUCCCUCACAGCUGCCAGGGAAGCACAGAAUGGGUUGCACGUGUAAGCACACAGUUCUGAGCCUGAUGGCCUCUACAGCCAGCUUCAUUUUCCAGGCAAAUAAGGGCAGCUGCACCUGGUAUCCAUCUUUUUCAGAUCCUCUCCACCUCUCCUGCUGUGGGGUGGCCAGGCAGCUGCACUGUGGGAGCCCCUGCUCACUGCCAUCCCUCCCUCAGCAUGCCACGGGCACCGCGCGGCCCCAGAGCACUCUGUAAAUAGUCGGAAGCGAUGAAUGGAUUUCCCUUUCCUCUCCAUGUGUGCUUUAGAUUUUUGGCCGGAUACAGCACGGGCCCAGGACACAUCAAAACAUGAGACUCACUGCCUGGCAGCCCUGGCUUUCACAUGGGAACAGUUUGAUUUGUGAAGCAGCGUGAGGCUUGGUGCGUGAAGCUUAUGGUGAUUUCCUGGGGAACGUUUUUUGUUUGCCAGGCAAAAGAGCCUGGAGUGUGCUGGUGGCUGGCACAGCCUCCGUGCUGGGUGUGCGACACUCUGGGGCUGGGCUGAAGCAGGGCCAUGCUGUGCUGUGCCCAUGCCAGCACUGUGCAUGGGAAAGUGCUCAGGGAAAGCCAGGCUUUCUCCUGCUUCCCCUUCCCCCCAGACAUGUUUACCACAACACAGAGGGUUUUUUCCGCGGGCAGUGGCCACCCUCCCGUGUGAGCCGGGCAGCUUGUUGGCGCCCUGCCUGUGCUCCCACUCAGCCCGUUUCAAGCCGGACAGCGUCCCCGCCAUGGGCCCCUGCAGGAUGAGUCAAGCCCCGGCAGAGCACGGAGCCCGGGUGGGCCAUGCCUCGCACCCCGGCUCGUGGCGGCGGGAGGCUGAGGCCUCCCGAGGUGUGCGCGGCCUCAGCCCCGCCGCACGCCGCUCCCCGGGGGACAGCCCGUGCAGGGCUGCUCCCGACGGCUCCUGGAGUCAGGGCCGUCUCGAAACAAUGGGUGGAGAGCAGGAAACGCCGCAUGGGAAACAGGAUUUGGCUCCGCCGCCGCCGCCAGCCACGGCCCCUUGGCCCCUUUCCUUUCCCUGCUCCAGAGAGCCCUUCCCACAGCCAUCAGCCACGGGGCUGCGCCGAGGGAUGGGGAUGCCGCCCGGGCGGGCUGGGGCAUGAGGCGCUCUGAACAUUGGACGAAAAGCAGGGUCCGAACACCUCCUGGUUGGGCUAGGGGCUCAGCAUGGCUCAGGGAACCCUGAGCACACGGCCCUAGCCCUGGAGGGGUGGGUGGGUGCCUUUCCCUGGAAGACGUGCCAGAGGCAGCGAGGCCAGGGGCCCCUUGGCCAGCAAACCCUGCUCUUAAGCAGCUGACUGGCCACGGAGCCAGAGAAACAGGGGCAUCUCUCAGCCCGUGCCCAGGCUAUGCACCACAGGAGGUGGUCCCAGCUGCCCUGGAAGUCAAGCAACAGCGCGGAGAAGAGAUGGGGGACACGGGCAGGGAGCAGCGGACCUGAGCUGCUGCUCACGUGGAGCUCCUAGGCAGCCACAGCCUCCAGCUCUGACCCCCGUAGCCAGGAAAUGCUGGGGAUUUUCUGACCUCUACCAGAUUUGGAACAAGCUCCAAGGACAUGGGACUCCAGCUUUGUCUUCUACUUCUCUUCCCACAUCUGGCAGGAGCCAUCCUGGACAUCACCCUGAUUGCCAACGUGCAGAGCCUGUCCCACUCCGACUUCUUCCUCUCCUGCAUCGUGGGGGAGCACGACGUGAGCUACCUGCAGAUCGAGCGGGAGAACAAGAUCCUGAUGACACACCCCAAAAUGAGCUUCCAAAACUACCGCAACCGCAGCAACCAAGUCCAGGCCAGGGGCUUCUCCAAGAAUGACCUGGUGGGGAUCCUCUACUGCCUGGGGCGCACCCCGACCGAGCAGGCAGAGGUGGUCUAUGUGCACAACAGCCACAAUGCCCACCUCUUCCCAGUGAAGGCCACACAAUCUGUGAAUGUUGCCGAGGUGGCCACCUUCUCUGCCAGGAUCCUCAAGAGGAAGGAGACAGAUGUUAUGUGGAAAAGAAACGGCUCCUACUACCAGACCACGGACCGGGGCGAGGUGCAGGAUGACCAUGUCAUCCUGACACUCCCCAAUGUCAAUGUCAAUGAAACCGGUGUCUACAGUGCCACGUUCAUGGGGGACAGCCCUCUGUUGAGUGCCUUCUACCGCCUCAUCGUGAGAGCCUGCCCUGCGAAGAAAUGGGGGCCAUCCUGUGAGAAGGACUGUCCCGACUGUCUGAACGGUGGCAUCUGCCACGACCACGUGGGUGAAUGCAUCUGCCCUCCAGGGUUCAUGGGCACCCGCUGUGAGAGAGCCUGCCGGGAAGGCCAGUUUGGCCGCAACUGCCAGGAGACCUGCCAGAGAGCCCAGGGCUGCCAGGGGCUGAGCUUCUGCCUUCUCGACCCCUAUGGCUGCUCCUGUGCCUCAGGCUGGAGUGGCUCCCGCUGUGACCAAGCCUGUCCCUCAGGAUUCUAUGGCCCUGACUGUGCCCUGGAGUGCACCUGUCAAAACGGAGGCAGCUGUAACCGCUUCAGUGGCUGUGUCUGCCCUGCAGGCUGGCAUGGGCAGCACUGUGAGAAAUCAGACCGGUUCCCCCAGAUCAUCCAACUGGCCUCAGAGCUGGAGUUCAACCUGGGCUCAGAGCCCAUCAUCAGCUGCGUGGCCAUUGGCAACCCACUGCCCACCAGGGACAGCGUGGAGCUGCGCAAGGCUGACGGCACUGUGCUCAAGGUCAUCAAAACCAUCAUCGAGCCAAAGCAGAUCACCUGUGAGUUUGAGGUGCGGCACCUGACAAAGGCGGACACGGGGCUCUGGGAGUGCCGGGUCUCUACGACCGGGGGCCAGGACAGCCGGAAAGUCAAGGUCAAUAUCCGAGUGCCACCAGUGCCCUUGAGCGCCCCCCGGCUGUUGGCCAAGCAGAGUCGCCAGCUGGUGGUGUCACCUGUGGACAGCUUCUCUGGUGACGGACCCAUCACCUCCAUCAAGCUCUUCUACAAGCCCAAGGAUGACAAUUCAGCAUGGUCAUCCAUUGUGGUCGACAACAGUGAGAACAUCACCCUCAUGAACCUCCGGCCAGUCACUGCCUACAUCGUCAAGGCGCAGCUGAGCCGGCCAGGGGCUGGUGGGGAGGGCAGCAAGGGUCCCGAAGCCAUCAUGGUGACUGACUGCCUUGAGCCCACAGUCAAGCCUGUGAUCGAAGGCUGGUCCAUAGAAGAGAAAAACAUGCUUCAUGUCAACUGGAAGUUGCCAAGCAACCAUGAGCCAGCACAUGGGUUCAUUGUCCACCUCUUUGACUCUGCAAGGCGGUUGGUGUCUGAGAAAAACAUCACCUCCAUCUCUGUGCUCUCUGCCCGCAUCGGGGACUUGGAGUUUAACAAGGAGUACAGGCUGGAGGUGCUGGUGUACCACUGCACCAGCCUGGGGCCACCCUCUGACCCCUAUAAGGUCAUGAUCAACAGUAAAGGGCCCUCCUCCCCGCAGCUGCUCUCGGCAGAGCCCGUGUCCGACACGGCUGUCAGGCUCUCCUGGCAGGUGCCCGAGUACCCCAACGGGGGCAUCACCAAGUACAUCGUGGAGCUGCAGCAGGUGGGGGGCACCAGUGAACCCCAGUGGAUUGACACUGACAGCGGCGCUGAGACCACCAAGAUCGUUGGGGGCCUCAAUUCCAGCACCAGCUAUCAGUUUCGUGUCCGUGCCAACUCCCACGUUCCAGGGGAAUGGAGCCUGCCCGUGAAAGCCAAGACCCUCGGGGAUGGAGUGCUGAGCGUGCCGCCCAGCCUGGGCAGCCAGAGCCCUGAGCAGGCGGGAACAGACCAGCAGCUGCUCUUGGCCAUUGUUGGCUCUGUGUCCGUCACUUGCUUCACCAUCCUCUUUGCUCUCCUGGCACUUUUCCUCAUCAAGAAGAAUUUUUUCCACCGGCGCCGCACCUUUACGUACCAGUCUGGCUCGGUGAGUGCCGCCUGCCCCACCAGGACCGUGUCCCCUGCUCCCCACGUCCCAGCCCGAUCCAGGUCACGUUCCAUAGCCUCCAGUCCGGAUGCAGCCAGACCUCACUUCCACACGGAGAGGGGGGAAGAGACCAUCCUACAGUUCAACUCGGGGACCCUGACCCUGACACGCCGGCCCAAGCCGCAGCCUGAGCCCCUCAGCUACCCCAUCCUGGAAUGGGAAGACAUCAAGUUUGAGGACAUGAUUGGGGAGGGCAAUUUUGGGCAGGUAAUCAGGGCCAUGAUCAAAAAGGACGGACUGAAAAUGAAUGCAGCCAUCAAGAUGCUGAAAGAGUUUGCUUCAGAGAAUGACCAUCGGGACUUUGCCGGGGAGCUGGAGGUGCUGUGCAAACUGGGCCAUCACCCCAACAUCAUCAACUUGCUGGGUGCCUGUGAGAACAAGGGCUACCUGUACAUUGCCAUUGAGUAUGCCCCGUAUGGAAACCUCCUCGACUUCCUCCGCAAAAGCCGAGUCUUGGAGACAGACCCAGCCUUUGCCAAGGAGCACGGCACUGCCUCCACCCUCACAUCCCAGCAGCUCCUCCAGUUUGCUUCAGAUGUGGCCAAGGGGAUGCAGUACCUGAGUGAGAAGCAGUUCAUUCACAGGGACCUGGCAGCAAGAAACAUUCUGGUGGGAGAAAACCUGGCCUCCAAAAUUGCUGACUUUGGUCUCUCCAGAGGGGAGGAGGUCUAUGUGAAGAAGACAAUGGGCCGUUUGCCAGUUCGCUGGAUGGCCAUCGAGUCCCUCAACUACAGCGUGUACACCACCAAGAGCGAUGUGUGGUCUUUUGGUGUCCUGCUCUGGGAGAUUGUCAGCUUGGGGGGGACACCGUACUGCGGGAUGACGUGUGCCGAGCUCUAUGAGAAGCUGCCCCAGGGAUACCGCAUGGAGAAGCCGCGUAACUGCGACGACGAGGUGUACGAGCUGAUGCGGCAGUGCUGGCGCGACCGCCCCUACGAGCGCCCGCCCUUCGCCCAGAUCUCCAUGCAGCUCAUCCGCAUGCUGGAGGCCAGGAAGGCCUACGUGAACAUGGCCCUGUUCGAGAACUUCACCUACGCGGGGAUUGAUGCCACCGCCGAGGAGGCGUGAGGCUGCGCUGGCCCCAGCCUGCUGGAACAGUGCUGUGGGGACAAGGAGCUGCUCAUCGCUCCAGGGCCAAGCAGACAAAUGGCAGCGCCCCCUCACAAGAGUGCCUUCCCUGCAGCAGGACUGUGUCCUCCCCUCCCUGGUGUGGUGCCAGCCACUAACAGCCCCACACUCUUGGGACAGGCUGGGGUGGCCCCCAAGGACAAGCAGCAGUAGAGUGCUGGCAGAAGAGCAGCCAGGAGAGGGUCUCCCUCAGGAGCCAGAGUACUGCCUAAGCCCAUGGACACACAUGCUCAAGUUUUGGGGUGAGAGGAGGAAGCAGCAACACAGCUGCAGCCCUCAGCACACUCUGAAGUGGUGCUAGGGGUUGUGAGCAGCGCUGCUGGCAUGGCAUGGGGCCACCCUGGCGGGCACAAAAGGACAGUGUUGGCUGUGCACAGCCUCCAGCUCUGCAGUGACCCUUCAGAGAUGUCAGCUCUGCCUUAUGGACAAUAAAGAUCAUGCAACA